Messenger RNA from Penicillium griseofulvum, 870 nucleotides. Its product is annotated as SRR1 family protein. The record is from RefSeq and is a predicted model, not a curated record. Lineage: Eukaryota; Fungi; Ascomycota; Eurotiomycetes; Eurotiales; Aspergillaceae. The coding region runs from base 1 to 870 and encodes 289 amino acids. The transcript has 2 exons.
AUGCCCCAUACAUCCCGUCCCUCCCGCCCAAAACGCCAACCUCAAAAACGAACCGAAGUGACCGACGAUGAUGGCUGGACCCAUGUCGCGAGCGGCGGCAACGUGCGGCGCGUAAUGCGCACACGCCCGCGAGGCACAACUGCAAUUGAGGAAUCCGACUCCGGUAUAUCCUCUAGCCAGUCUGAACCAAUCCUGACCCCUGCAGAGGCCCCGGGUCGACUCACCCUGCCCGAGCUGCAGGCUCAGUUCCAAACUCAUCGUGAGAGGUGGGAGGGUUCGGAGAGUUGGACUAAAUUGACAGGCGUUUUGGAUGAACGUUUAAAGAAGGCGCAGGAACAAGCUUCUUCUGUUGCUGAUGACACUUCCGCCGCGGUCCGCUGCCCUAUUGACGCCAUUGUCUGCAUUGGGCUUGGGAGCCCGAGUGGGUUCUUGCGUGAUGGAUGGGUUGAUCGGCGCUCUGUAUCGCUUUAUCAGCUUGCCGCGCUGGCGAGCAUUAAGGACCAAGUUGCAUACACCACAUCCUCCGAUCUCAAAGUCUACGCCCAAGACCCUGUCUUCAACACACUAGACGAAUCCCUCCUCGCAGCCCUGAAUAUAACAGUGAUCAAACACCCAGAGGCCUUCUCGCACAUCACGGCGAACACAAUGCUCUUCUGCCCCGGUGCAGAACGCAAGCAUCUUGAAUUAUUGUUGCCGUCGAAGCCGUGGCUGUUGUUCGGUGGUCCGCUGGAGCAUGCGGAUUCUGGUAGUGUACUACAAGGCUAUGUAGAUGGCGCUGGGUCGUAUUGCUUGCCGGUGUUUGAAGCACUCGAGCAUGCUUUUUGGAAUAUGAGGCUAUAUUGGGCUGAGGAGGUGACGGGCGAGGAGUGA